GGAGGGGAGUUACUUUUACCAAGCGACCCACACGGCACUCUGCAAGAACAGAAGACAUCUUCCAUCGCAAUGGGAGCCACCAAGGGAUACUUCAUACUACUGUGUGCAUUGAAUUUGGCUGUGAAAGGUAACGAUGGCAGCAUUACUAAUGACACUGUCACUCCUGUAACCGCCUUCCAUGCAGUCACUGAUUCCAUGACGGCUGUGAAAGGUAACGAUGGCAGCAUUACUAAUGACACUGUCACUCCUGUAACCGCCUUCCAUGCAGUCACUGAUUCCAUGACGGUGUCAUCUCGUUCAAGAGCAUCAGAUGGAGUCACAUCACCUGCAGGGAUACAUAUACAGUCCCCACGCACGACCAAACGGACAGAUACAGCUCCAAGCCACGGGGACAGUGUUACUACUGCACAUACUCUCUCCAAACCAGAAAUAUGGUACAAUCUCACACUCAACAAAACUACGGGGAUAAGGUGUUUUUCCAAGUCUGGCGAUUUGCCCAUCACGUACUCCAUUGUCCGCGACCUGACAAGUCCACCGUACAGUUCACACACUGUGACACUUCACACACGGCAGCCUGCAGACUUCCAUAUUGACAUGACGCAAGGGAAUGUAGCGGUACAUCGAUGCAAAGCAGUGAGCGGAUCUCUAACCAUGUACAGCGAUCCUUUACCACCAAUAAAAAUUCACAAGGAGGAUGAGGCCACCACCUAUAAAGUUAGCGAAAGUGAAGACGAUAUUUUAGGACCUCGGCACCUCAUCAUCCUGUCUCAUAUCCUGACCUCGGUUAACCGUGAUGUGCAGUAUCGAAACACCAUUGUUAUGGCAGUCUGUGGCCCCAUCAUCCUCUUUGUCCUGGCAAUGUUCAUUGUUCUAAACCAUUUCAAUCAGAGACGGGAUUGCAGAGAUAAGCCGUAAAUGUUCUACCCUUUGUGCUUCAAGACGGAGUACUGAAGAAAUGGAACGAGAAACAAAUUAUUCUGGAUAGAAAAUUCUGUCUUCAGAACCCGUGAAAGUGUUUAAUUUGUGGGAAAAUAAAAAUGAAUUGUACCGUUUUACUUGAGUUUAAUGGCUAUAAAUGUGAGCAGGUACAGAGAUCAAUGGCUUUAAACGGACAGUAUAGUCACUAGAACCACUACAGCUAAUGUAUAGUAUACUGCUUGUGUGUGCACUGUAUGCACCCAGACAACUUCAGCUCAUUGAAGAGGUCUGGGUGCAGUAUCCCAAUUGCACUUAGUGCUGCAAUGUAAAACAUUGAGUUCCAGAUGUUUACAUUGCAGCUCUAAGUCUGCCCACACAGGCUGUCUACCAUACAGCCACUAGAGGGCUUCCUGAACCCAAACGGACCUUUGGUCUGGUAUCUGCAUGAGGACAGCCAGCGUCUGAUUUUUCCCCAUAGGAAAGAACAGAUUCAAUGCUGUCCUAUGGGGAGUCUAAUGUGCGUGCGGCAUUUACCGCGCAUGUGCAUUAGCACCUACUUGUUGUGGGACAUAGUUGCUGGGUAAGAUAAGUAAAUAAAGGAUUUGUAACCCUUUAUUUACUGGGAGGGGGGAGUGAAAGUGCCAGGAAUACAGCUUUGUAUGUAAUAUCCCUUUAAAGAACUGUCACUUCUCUGGACAAUAUCCCAAAACCCAGAAACAGCCAAUAGAUCAUUCCACUUUUCCUGAAAGGCCACAAACGAAAAUAAAAGAUUUAGCCGGUUACGUUACAAUCUAGUACAGUCCGAGCACACAGUGCAAUUGAGGAGGAGGACAGAAAGCUUGGGGAGAUUUAUCAAGUGUUCUAAAAUGCUAAAAGUGGUGGAAUUACCAUGGAAACACAGUAGCGCAUCCAGUUGGUAACUCCAACCCUUUUACAUUUUUUAGAACACAACGCUUUGAUAAAUCUCCCAAUUGUUUCACCUCAUACUUGUACCCUAACUGUGAUAGGAAAGGGAGCCAUAUUUCUCUCUAUGCCUAUUGCCAGGCGCAGAGGGUGGAGCUUAUGGCAAUGAUUGACAGUGCGCCAAGAUUUUAGAGGUAAAUACAGCAUUGUGAACAUUUAAUGGCAUUUUUUAGAACGUUUUGCUAAAUUUAGGGGAUAAACAGAAUAUUAAAUAUCCAGGAAAGUGACCCUUUAACAUACAGCGCUACAAAUCGCCAGGGUUUGGAGCAAUAUCCUACUCAAUCUGCCCCAAAAAUAAAAUAAAAAUUACCCAAAGCUCAUAGAAGAGGCAACAAAAUCCAAAAUGAAAAAUGUUUAAUAUUUGUUAAACAGAAAAUAAACACUUUAGAAUUUGUUUUGUUUCCUUGUUAUGGUUUUGUUUGUUUUGUGCAGUGUCGCUUUGUUCCAACAUAUAUUAUUUCCUUAUUGU
Molecule: messenger RNA, 2350 nt
Organism: Pelobates fuscus (common spadefoot toad)
Lineage: Eukaryota; Metazoa; Chordata; Amphibia; Anura; Pelobatidae
Exons: 7
Coding region: 70-915 (281 amino acids)
Source: RefSeq, a predicted model, not a curated record